Messenger RNA from Chelmon rostratus (copperband butterflyfish), 1591 nucleotides. It is a transcript of the gene slc16a3a, whose product is annotated as solute carrier family 16 member 3a. Gene Ontology annotation, molecular function: monocarboxylic acid transmembrane transporter activity. Gene Ontology annotation, cellular component: membrane. The record is from RefSeq and is a predicted model, not a curated record. Gene Ontology annotation, biological process: monocarboxylic acid transport; transmembrane transport. The transcript is spliced from 5 exons. Lineage: Eukaryota; Metazoa; Chordata; Actinopteri; Chaetodontiformes; Chaetodontidae. The coding region runs from base 1 to 1572 and encodes 523 amino acids.
AUGGGAGGCGUGGCGGUGGAUGCGGGUGCAGGAGGGGUGAAGGCUCCAGAUGGCGGGUGGGGCUGGGCGGUGCUGGCAGGCUGUUUUGUCAUCACAGGCUUCUCCUACGCUUUCCCUAAAGCGGUCAGUGUGUUUUAUAAAGAGCUGAUCAGGGAGUUUGGGGUGGGAUACAGCGACACUGCCUGGAUCUCCUCCAUACUGCUGGCCAUGCUCUAUGGCACAGGUCCUCUGUGCAGCGUGCUGGUGAACCGCUUCGGCUGUCGUCCAGUGAUGAUGGUGGGCGGCCUCUUUGCCUCUCUGGGAAUGGUCCUGGCCUCCUUCUCCACCACCAUCAUCCACAUCUACCUCUCUGCUGGAGUCAUUACAGGUUUGGGCUUAGCCCUGAACUUCCAACCAUCUCUAAUUAUGCUCAACCGCUACUUCAGUGAGAAGCGUCCUCUGGCCAAUGGGCUUUCAGCAGCAGGAAGCCCCGUGGCCCUGUGCUGCCUCUCGCCACUGGGCCAGGUCCUCCAGUACCAGUACGGAUGGAGGGGGGGCUUCCUCAUCUUGGGAGGCAUGCUGCUCAACUGUUGUGUGUGCGCUGCCCUGAUGAAGCCUCUGGUCGCCCCCAAGACCCUCAAGGCUACUGACUUAGAGCAGGAUAGCAAGGAAGGAACAGAGGGGGCAGAGAAGAAGAAGCCCAAAUCCAAGCUGCUGGAUUUCUCUGUGUUCCAUGACUGUGGGUUUCUAAUCUACACGCUGGCGGCAUCCAUCAUGGUGUUGGGGCUGUUUGUGCCUCCGGUCUUUGUUGUGAGCUAUGCUAAGGAGCUUGGGAACGAGGACACCAAAUCUGCUCUGCUGCUCAGUAUCCUGGGCUUCAUUGACAUUUUCGCACGGCCCACCUGCGGUGUGAUCGCCGGACUGAGAUGGGUGCGGCCUCGCUGCGUCUACCUCUUCAGCUUUGCUUUGAUCUUCAAUGGAACCACUGACCUGAUUGGAUCACAGGCUAAAGACUAUCCAUCGCUGGUGGUCUUCUGCAUCUUCUUUGGCCUCUCCUACGGCAUGGUGGGUGCGCUGCAGUUUGAGGUUCUCAUGGCAAUAGUUGGUACUGAGAAGUUCUCCAGUGCCAUUGGCCUGGUCCUGCUCAUGGAGGCCAUUGCUGUGCUGGUGGGGCCACCUGGUGCAGGCCGGCUUCUUGAUGCUACCAAGAACUACAUGUAUGUCUUCCUGCUGGCAGGGAGUGAGGUGGUCCUCUCAGCUGUGGUUUUGGCUGCUUGUAACUUCCUGUUUAUCAGAGAGCAGUCCCCAACGCCAGCAGACGCGCUCGAGAAAAUCACAGUGGCAGACGACGCCAAGACCGAGGCGUGCGGCGAACCCACGGAGAUGAAAGAUGAGGAGGAGAAAGGAGCAAGAGAGGAGCAAGAGAAGGAGACAAUUAAGGAGGUCAUAAAGGAGCCAAAGGAGGCGGCAGACAUAGAGAAAGUAGAGGUCAGGCCAGAGAGUGUAACAGUGGACUCACAGGAAGUGGAAAGGUUCUUGAAAGAGCCUCAAGAAAAUGGCAACAUGGCCACCAGUCCAGAAACGUGCCUGUGAGCCAGGAUGGAGGACGCUG